Acyrthosiphon pisum (pea aphid) is the source of this 570-nucleotide messenger RNA. RefSeq names its product ribosomal protein P2-like. Gene Ontology annotation, biological process: cytoplasmic translational elongation. Gene Ontology annotation, cellular component: cytosolic large ribosomal subunit; ribosome. The record is from RefSeq and is marked provisional. Gene Ontology annotation, molecular function: structural constituent of ribosome. NCBI's taxonomy places the organism in Eukaryota, Metazoa, Arthropoda, Insecta, Hemiptera, Aphididae.
AUUAUGUUAUCAUAUUUUUGUUUGUCGGAGGACGACCCCCAUAAAUCUGCUCUUAAUUUCAAAUAAUUUCGUAGUGCAUUCUCUGUCUACACUCCGACACCUUAUUCUCCACGUUUUGCCAGCGGCCAGCUCACGUUUCGUGUCCAACAGACUUAAAAUGCGUUACGUGGCUGCAUACCUGUUAGCUUCCUUGAGUGGAAAAGAACCAUCCAGUGAUGAAAUCGAAAAGAUCCUAAGUUCUGUCGGUAUUGAAUCUGAUUCUUCAAAAGUUAGUCUCGUUAUCAAAGAACUGAAAGGCAAAAAUGUUGAUGAAGUUAUUGAAAGUGGCCGGUCUAAAUUGGCCAGUGUGCCAACUGGUGCCGCUGUAGCAGCGUCCGCUGGAGCUGGAGCAGCAGCACCAGCAGCAGCUGAAGAAAAAGCUCCCAAGAAAGAGGAAAAGAAAGAAGAAUCCGAUAAUGAAUCUGAUGAUGAUAUGGGCUUCGGACUAUUCAACUAAGAUUAUUUUAUUAUCCUGGUUAUUUUUUGUACUUCAGAAAAUGAUGGUUAAAUAAAUCAAUUAUUGUAAUUGUA